AUGACGACAACAAUGGCGGCGGUACAUUUAGCGAAAUUAUUUUUCCGAUGUGUCAAUCAACAAGGUGGGUCAGAAGCCGACGAAGGUGCCGAUGAAGGUGAAUCUUCUUCCUCGCCCAGAAUCCAGGAUGCGCUGGCUAAUUUUCGAGAACAGUGGCAGCGAGAAUUAAAGAUAUCUCCUAAAAAAGAAGUACCGAGUCAUUCAAAGUCGGGUAAGACAUCAAGCAUUGAAACCCAUGAGCUGUCAACAGAAGAUAAGGCCAAAGAUUUAUUUCUAAAAGGAAUUGAGUACGAACGAAAUGGAGAGCUGUAUGACGCAAUAAGGUUCUAUAAACGCGCUGUAUCGCUGGUGCCGGAUAUCGAGUUUAGGCUGUACGAGUCUAUGAAGCCCAAAAAUAAAGAAAAAAUCAAGAAAAAUGAAGACAUACAAAUUGUUGAAUAUCCUGGUGAAUCGUACGGUAACGACGAGGUUGAUGUGCGUGAAGAUGGUGCACUUGUCGUCAAACUAUCAAGGAUUAUUAAUAAAAAUCAAUGUCUCUGUUUUCCAUGUUUUGAGCAGAGCAUGACACAUGUAUCUGCGCUACCUUUAGAAAUAAUUUUGUACAUACUACGUUGGGUGGUAUCUUCAGAGCUGGAUAUACGUUCCCUGGAAAUGUUUUCCCGGGUAUGUCGCGGAUUUUUUAUUUCAGCACGUGAUCCAGAGAUAUGGAGGCUCGCUUGUGUAAGAGUUUGGGGUGUAAAUUGCGGGCAGUACGAGCCAAGGUAUCGUUCCUGGAGGGACAUGUACUUAAAACGUCCUAGAUUACAAUACAACGGAUGCUACAUCAGCAAGACAACGUAUAUCAGGCAGGGAGAAAAUAGUUUUCAGGAUGAAUUUUAUCGGCCUUGGCAUCUUGUUGAAUAUUUUAGAUACGUCAGGUUUUUUCCAGAAGGUCGUGUUUUAAUGUUAACAUCGACUGACGAUGCCCAAAACUGUGUUAAUGCAUUAAAAUAUCGUACUCCACGUAAUCUUGCUGUAUUGAUUGGCCAUUAUAGACUUCAUGAUAAUUGCAUUACAUUGGUUAUGAAAAAACAGGAGUCUAAGAGUAAUAUUAAUCAUAAUUACAAAAAGAAAAAACGAGAAAUUAUUCACGACAGUGGAGAACAAACUUUUCACUUGGAGUUAGAAAUCCAAAGCUUGCAUAAAAGAAAAAAUUGGCAGCUGCUCUGGAUACGUUACAACAUAUUUACGCAGUACAAAAAUGGCCAGCAAGCGACAACGUGCUUGAAUGUUUUCAAUCGUUAUCCAUCGCUGAAAUUCAGUAGAGUAAAAAGUUAUACUCAAGAAAGCGACCGGCCCCUACAAUAA
Cotesia congregata is the source of this 1347-nucleotide messenger RNA. The record is from the annotation of a GenBank genome assembly. NCBI's taxonomy places the organism in Eukaryota, Metazoa, Arthropoda, Insecta, Hymenoptera, Braconidae.